This is a messenger RNA of Setaria italica (foxtail millet), 3070 nucleotides long. Its product is annotated as ubiquitin carboxyl-terminal hydrolase 8. Lineage: Eukaryota; Viridiplantae; Streptophyta; Magnoliopsida; Poales; Poaceae. The transcript has 11 exons. Gene Ontology annotation, molecular function: cysteine-type deubiquitinase activity. Gene Ontology annotation, biological process: protein deubiquitination. The record is from RefSeq and is a predicted model, not a curated record. The coding region runs from base 1 to 2655 and encodes 884 amino acids.
AUGCUUAGUCCCAAUCAGGAUGGUCCUCAAUUACCACCCCGAGCAGCUGGCUGCGAGCUCCCCGGUGUGUGGCUUGAUUCCGCGACUGAUUUCGACAAUGCGGCGUGCAGGUGGUGGGCGCGGGUGCGGGAGGAGGAGGCCGCGGGCGGGGUGCGGUACGCGGCCACCGCGGCGGCCUCGCCCUCCUACUACGGCCUCAGGCUCCUCCACAGCUUCCUGCACCCGGAUCUCGUCCUCCGCCUCGAGCGCGGGGACGGCCGCGCGGGUGCCGGCGCUGGCGGAGGAAGCGGGGGAGGAGGACGCAGCUACGCGCUCGUCCCGGCCGACGAGCUCUCCAGGGCUCUCGCCAGGCAGAAUUCUGGCUUUGGUCUGCAAAAUAAGCAUUCGUUUGCUGGAGAUAGUGCUGGUGCUUAUCCUUUGGUGCUUAGGAUAUCUGUCCGAGAAACAAGUAUUCUGAAUCUGAGGAUCAGCAAAAAGGACAACCCAGUUGAGAACUACAAACGAGCAAACAAAAUUUUCAAUGUUGAUUCUCAACCAGUUCAUGUUUGGGAUUUUUCAGGGCAGACAAACCUAAUAUUAAUGAAUGAAUGGAAUAGGCUACAUCAUGACUGUUGCCAUGCAGAUCAAGAGAAUCUUCUGGAAGUGCAAGUCUAUGCAAUGUCCGAUUCCUUAACAUCCAAAAUCGGAGGUACCAACAAAGAAAAUUCCGGAGAUGUUGAUGAUUUGAGUGCUGAUUCAUCCUACAGAAGCUUUGGAAGAGCUGGCUCUAUGGGGUUAAUAGGAUUGGAGAAUCUUGGAAAUACUUGCUUCAUGAACAGUUCAAUCCAAUGUUUGGCUCACACGCCAAAGCUUGUUGAUUAUUUCCUUGGUGAUUAUGCCAGAAAUAUUAAUCGGACUAAUCCAUUGGGAUUGAAUGGUGAACUUGCUUUGGCGUUUGGAGAACUGUUGAGGAGCUUAUGGACCACUGACAGAAAACCAAUUGCACCACAUCAUUUCAAGGAAAAAAUUGCCUGCUUUGCUCCUCAGUUCAGUGGCUUUAAUCAGCAUGAUUCACAGGAGCUUCUUGCUUUUUUAUUGGAUGGUCUCCAUGAAGAUCUUAACCAGGUUAAGUGUAAACCAUAUGAAGAAGCAAAGGAUGCAAGUGGCCGUCCUGACGAAGAAGUUGCAGAUGAGUACUGGAGCAACCAUUUAGCUCGAAAUGAUUCUGUGAUAGUUGAUACCUGCCAUGGACAAUACAAAUCUACAUUAACUUGUCCUACUUGCAGUAAAACAUCUGUCACAUUUGACCCAUUUAUGUACUUAUCUUUGCCCGUACCUUCCACGGCAAAGAGGACAAUGACUGUAACAGUUUUCAGCACUGAUGGUAUCAGAGAACCAUGCUCAUAUGAUGUCAGUGUGCCCAAGUUUGGGACUCUUAGUGAUCUUGUUCAGGCUUUAAGCAUUGCUUGCUUACUUGGAAAUGAUGAGAUCCUGCUUGUUACAGAGGUCUAUAAUAACUGCAUCAUUCGAUACCUGGAGGAACCUUCUGAUUCGGUUUCAUUGCUAAGGGAUGGAGAUAAACUGGCAGCAUACAGGCUACCCAAAAAAUAUGAGAAAUCCCCACUUGUGGUUUUUACACACCAGCAUAUGGAUGAGUAUUCUAGUGGUGAUAAUGUAACUCCACAAAAGAAGGAAUUUGAGGCCCCACUUCUGGCAACCCUUCCAGAGACAGUCAAUGGAUUAUUGCUUCAGGAUAUCUACCUGAAAUUGUUAAAUCCAUUUCAACUUUCCAAGGGGGCUAACUCACUUAGUGGUUUUGCAGGGUCUAAUGGUGACCCUGUUGAUCUGAUGGAUGGAAUGCCUUCUGAUUCAGACAGUAAUUUUCAGAACAUUCAAUUGGAAGAUGACACUGAAAGCAGUAACUGCAGUACUACUGAUUGUGAAAUAAGAAAAGGACCCAGUGAGUUAUAUGAUAUGGGUACAGCUGAUUCUGACAAGGGAGCAAACGUGGAAGAGUUUGAAUUUUACUUAAAAAAUGAAAGGGGUGAUGGCCAGCAACAGAAAAUAGAUAUUAAUGAAGUGGAUUUGCUUGAGACAAUACCAAGCCGGUUGCAUGUGAAUGUCCACUGGCAACAAAGUGCGUCAAGGCAAUAUGACACCUCAAUGCUGAACAAUCUACCUGAGAUUCACAAGCUUGAGCUAAUCCCGAAAGGAACUGAAGAUUCUGUUGCACUACAUGGUUGUCUGGAAGCCUUUCUAAAAGAGGAACCAUUGGGUCCGGAAGACAUGUGGUACUGUCCGUGCUGCAAGAAGCAUCAACAAGCGAUGAAGAAAUUGGAUCUCUGGAGGCUGCCUGAAGUCCUUGUGAUCCACCUCAAAAGGUUCUCGUACACUCAGUUCACAAGAAACAAGCUUGAGACAUUUGUUGACUUUCCCACCACUGAUUUGGAUCUAUCAUGCUACAUCGCCAACAAGAGUGAGCAGCCGAGCAGCCAUUAUCACUUGUAUGCCAUUAGCAACCACUACGGAAACAUGGGAGGGGGGCAUUACACCGCCAGCAUCUAUCAUGAGGAAGGGAAAGGAUGGUAUAAGUUUGAUGAUGAAUGUGUAACUCCUAUAAGUGAAGACGGUAUAAAGACGUCCGCAGCUUAUGUUCUGUUCUACAGACGAGAGUGAGGAUACAGGAGCAUUUUCUGCAUGUGUUUUUUGGCUGGCAACUCCAGAAUUCCCUACAUACCAGCCGCUUCACCAUGUCUGAUUUCACCAUGUCGGCACUUGGAUCUCUCGAGUCAUACUAACUUACCUAUACAACAGCAUGUACAGAUUCAGCUGCCAACAGGAGACACCGAAAGAACCUAGCUGAUGCAAUAUUCUUUUUCCCAGCUCACAAUAUUCUUAUAUUCUUUAGGGUACAUGGCCCGGGCCCCCCCAUCCCCAGCAUUGUAAUCUCCACCAGUGAAGGAAGGGUCAACGAACACAAUUCUUUUGUCGCCGCCGCCCGCUUGAAUUCUUGCUGAGAAUUCGAGGCAGCGAUGUAACAGCUCUGUAAUUAACUCCAGUGUGAUCUGUUCUUGUCCAGAUUUCCCCAUGA